AUUAAUACUCAGCCCAAUCCAAGCCCAGUGCCAAAUCAUUCCACUCAGCAAAUCUGCGGCCUCUUGUGGGAAGCGGAAGUGCGGAACUGCGAAGACGACGAGGGAGUAGCGGAAUUUGCAAAAAAAAAAAGAGGGAGUUGCGGAGCUGAGAGAAGACAGUCACCAGUCGACCUGCGACCACAAGCCGCGCCACCGCCCGCCGUCCACGUGUGACGCGUCCAGGCCCCUGCUUUGGCAUCUUCCUUCUCAGGUUGUCCGACUCUGUCCUGCAUGCUCUCUGCGGCUCUGCCUCUAGUUCCAGACUUCCAGGCUUUCCCUCACAAAUAGAGGCGGAUAUGAAGAGGGGUCUCCAAAUUUCAUUGAACAAAACCCAGAAGAUUAGGCUGGAGAGAGCAGUGGAACUGUUGGAGUCAUUCUCAUCAAAAACCAACUCCAAUGCCUCAGUAACUGUUUCUGAUGUCAUUCCCAUCGACUGCGACGAUGGUGUUCUCAAGGGACAUGGAACGACUGAGAUGGACGGCCAUAUUGUGGCAACCCUAUGUGGAGUUGUUGAACGGGUCAAUAAACUUGUCUAUGUGAGAUCUUUGAGGGCCAGGUACAAGCCAGAAGUAGGUGACAUCAUCGUUGGUAGAGUGAUUGAGGUUGUUUCAAAGAGGUGGAGGUUAGAAAUAAACUCUACCCAAGAUGCUGUGUUGAUGCUUUCAUCUAUGAACUUGCCAGAUGGCCUCCAGAGACGACGAACUGCAGUUGAUGAACUAAACAUGAGAAGCUUCUUUGAGGAGAAUGAUGUUGUCUGUGCUGAAGUGCGUGGUUUCCAGCGUGAUGGUAGCCUGCAACUACAAGCUAGAAGCCAAAAGUAUGGAAAGCUCGAAAAGGGUCAGCUACUUAUAGUUUCUCCCUAUCUAGUUAAGAAGCGGAAACAGCAUUUCCAUCAUCUGGACCAGUAUGGGAUCGACUUGAUACUUGGCUGUAAUGGCUUCAUUUGGGUAGGGGAACAUGUUGAUCUAAAAGAUGACACAUCAGAAGAACAAUUAGCAAGCGAAACUAUGCAACCAAACACGAGCAAAUCUAGCACUCUGAUGGUCGUUGAUGAAGAAGAUGGCCAAGAGGAGAAGUUCACUGCCCAGCAAAUCAGGGCGUACAUAUGCAGAAUAGCAAAUGCCGUUAGAGUGUUGUCUCAUUUAGGGUUCAUGAUAACUGUGGAGGUGCUGUUGGAGAUGGUUGGUUGGAGUGAGUCGUUGAAUUUUGCUGUGCAUGAGAUGCUUGAUGCAGAGUUCUAUGUAUUAGUUGCUGAGAAGGAAGCCGAAAGGCGAAGCAAGGUUGUCAAGAAAAGAUGAUUUUGCUGUGUUCAUUAUUCUCUUUGGAUGUUGUUAGGAUGGUUCAAAGACGAGGUUUUUGAAUGCUUGGUUAUGAUGAUUUUAAAGUUGGACCUGAAGCUCUAAGGCUGGCUCAUCUAUUCUCAUUUUAGCUUGGUGUAUUUAUUUACGUUUGAAAAUGUUGUUGUUUUCAAUUACGAUUUACGAAUUACAAAAUGGCUUUCCGAUAGUUUUUAUGUUAUUUUUAUUGAGAAGGCAACUCUAUGAGUAUUUUUUUUUGUUUUAGCUUUUUAAAACUAUUCGAUC
Molecule: messenger RNA, 1622 nt
Organism: Cuscuta europaea
Lineage: Eukaryota; Viridiplantae; Streptophyta; Magnoliopsida; Solanales; Convolvulaceae
Source: the annotation of a GenBank genome assembly